CGAUCAUUUGUGCUGAAAUAUUCAAAUGAUAAAGAAAAUCUACAAUCAUCCGAACUAUAUAAUGCUCGUCUAUUAGGCAUAGCACAUCUUUCUUCACGAGACUCACCAUCUUGUCUUACUUUUGAUUAUCUAAUAACGGAUGACAAAUCUAAUAAAUUAUCUGUUUUUGUUCAUAAUCGAACUGUUUGGCGUAGUCGAUUACGUUCAGAACAAAGUGCUAUUCAUAUUCAAUUAAAUAUUUCAUCACCAUCAUCAACUAGCUCCUUACGAAUGGACACUCUUAUUGCAUUUGAUGGACAGGUAACAAACAAUGGACACAUUGAAUUGAAAAAUAUCUUAAUUACUCAUCAAGCAUGUCCUCCUUCAAUAUUAAAAAGCUCAAAUACUAAACGUUUAACUCUACCUUUCAAAUCAUCAAAUUCUCGAAUCAUUCCAUCGGUUACAACAAAGGCUGUUGCUGGUUAUGAUUGUACAUUUGAACAAGAUAUGUGUGGUUGGACACAAGAUCGAAAUAAUACUCUCGAUUGGUUUCGUGAACAACCUAUUUCGAAUAAUCUUGCUGGUAUUGUUGGUCCAUUAACUGAUCAUACAUAUGGAAAUUCAACUGGUUAUUAUCUUACAACGAGAUUAACAAUUCCUGUGAUUACAUUUUCAGACAUUGAUAUUUCAAUAUUAAUUAGUCCACGUUUACCAGAUAAUGUACCAGGUCCAAUGUGUGCUGAAUGGUGGUAUAUGAUGCAUGGUACAGAUGAUACUGAAGUUAACGUUUAUUUGAUUCCUAACGAAAAUUUUACUUCAACAAAAUCUAUUUGGAGACGAUCAGGUGAUCAAGGACGUCAUUGGCAACAUGGUCAAAUACAAAUUGAACCAGGAAAUAACAUUACACGUGUUGUUUACGAAGUUAUUGCUAUAUGGAGUAUUCGAUCAGAAGUGUCAUUAGAUGAUGUUCUACUUCUUGAUGGUCCUUGUAUUAAACCAGAUUUUCAUUCAAUAAGUUGCACAUUUGAAGAAGAACAUAUUUGUGGAUAUUCAUCAGAUCCAACUGGACAAUUAGCAUGGACUAGAAGACAAGGAGCAACACCAACAACCUUAACUGGUGCUAGUGAAGAUCAUACACUUGGAACAGCACAAGGCUAUUUUAUGUUUAUUGAAACAUCAUCUCCACAAAAACCUGGUAAUAAAGGACGAUUAAUAUCAGUUGUUGAACAACCACAAUAUGGUCGUUGUUUACAAUUUUGGUAUCAUAUGUAUGGUAGAAAUAUUGGUCAAUUAAAUGUGUAUAUGAGCACCAAUACAUCUGGUAAUGAUACACAUCCACUUGUUUGGUCACGUGGUGCUAAUGUUGGUAAUGUAUGGCGUAAAGCACAAAUUUCAACUGAGUAUAAAGACCCAUUUUAUAUCGUAUUCGAAGGUGUUGUUGGUAAUGGUAUUGAAGGUGAUAUUUCUAUUGAUGAUGUUGAACGUCUAGCUGUAUCGUGUAAAGAACCAAAUAACUGUGAUUUUGAAGGUGAUACUUUUUGUGGAUGGGAAAAUGUGAAACACACUGAUAAAUUUGAUUGGGAAAUAACAAGUGGCCCAUCAUCAAAUACACUUCUUAGUGGUCCAUUAACUGAUCAUACACUUGGAACAGACGAUGGUUCAUAUGGAUAUAUUGAUACAAAUAAGCAGCGAAAACUUAAUGAUACAGCUGUACUUAUUUCACAUUCAAUGACAGAUACUGGUUCAAGUGGAAUGUGUUUUGAAUUUUUCUAUCACAUGUUUGGUGAUGGUAUUGGUACAUUGACAGUAUAUUUACAAAAAGAAGGUUUUCAGCCAAUACCAAUGUGGACAUUAUCGGGUCAACAACAAGAUGAUUGGUUUCAAGGAAAAGUUGGUUUUAUUGUAAAUUCUGAUCAUUCAAUACUAAUCGAAGCCAAAAUAAAUCAAAAUGAUGAGGGUGAUAUUGGUAUUGAUGAUUUGUCAAUAACAAAUGGAUAUUGUCCAACAUAUCCAGCAUAUGCUGUACCACCUAAUAGCUUAACAACAGUACAACCAGUCGUAACAACGGGAGUAACAACUCCACCACGUCCAGUAACAGCUUAUGAUUGUGAUUUUGAAAGUGAUACAUGUUCAUCAUGGAAUAUAGUAUCGAAACCUGAACUUAGUUGGACACGUGUUCAAGGUCCAGCAGCAUCACAACAAGAUGCACAUAAUCCACUAUUUGAUCAUACAGGAUCUCAAUCAAAUGGAUAUUAUCUUUUACUUCAACCAAAUACAUCAAUACCCUUUCCUAGUGCUAAUAUCUCAAGUCAAUUUCGAAGUACAGCAAUGAAUAAUAAUCGUCAAUGUUUAGAAUUUUGGUAUUUCAUCUAUGGUUCACAUACUGGUACAUUAAGUGUUGAAAAGCUUUCUGGUAGUUCAUUUUCUCAAUUACGAUGGACAACAACCGGUGGUAAAGGUUAUGAAUGGUAUCAUGCACAAGUUAAUCUUCAAUCAUCGACAAGCAAUCCAACACAAUUUACUAUUGCUAUUGAAGGAACAUGGUCAGCAAAUAAUCGUGGUUCAAUUGCUAUUGAUGAUAUAACACUUCUUAAUGGUACAUGUCGAACAACAACUGAUCAAUGUGAUUUUGAUUCAGAUGAUUCAAUUUGUGGAUUUCAAAAUGAUCCAGCAGGACAAUUUAAUUGGAUACGUGGUUUAGCAUCUGCUGUUCAACAAGGUGUUAAUCCAAAUGUUGAUCAUACAACACAAACAGAUACAGGUUAUUAUAUGUUAGCAGAAGGAAAAAAUCGUAAUGAUAAUGAUCGUGCAUUACUUUUAACACCAGUUCAAGAUCGUACAACUGGAUCAUGUUUACAUUUUUGGUAUUUUCUACAUUCAAUAUCAAAAAUCAUGCAGUUAAGAGUUUCUUUAUCUCCACCUGGUCCGACAAGUUGGAUAUUUGGUGGAAGCUUCGACAAUCGUUGGUUAUAUACGCAAGUCAAUAUUCAAAAUCCUAGUCAAUCCUGGCAAGCCGUAUUUGAAGCUCAAGUUCUAACACAAAAUCCAGAUGCUAGUAUUGCUAUUGAUGAUGUUUCGAUUACAAGAGGUUUAUGUCCAAAACCAGGAGAUUGUACAUUUGAAAAUGAUUUAUGUGGUUGGACAACUAAUGAUAUUGAUGCUGAUAUAGAUUGGGUUAUUGGACAAGGUAUACAUGCACUUGGAACUGGACCACAAUAUGAUCAUACAACAAAUACAGCACAAGGAAAAUAUUUAAUGAUUGAAACAUUAUGGCCAACACUCCCAGGUGAUCGUGCACGUUUACAUAGUGUUGUUUUUGAUGCAACAAAUGGAGAUGCUAAAUGUUUUCGAUUUUGGUUUCAUAUGUAUGGUGAUUCAAUUGGAACAUUAAAUGUUUAUCUUUUUGAUGGUUCAUAUACACGUAUAUGGUCAUUGUCAGGUAAUCGUGGU
Molecule: messenger RNA, 3429 nt
Organism: Rotaria sp. Silwood1
Lineage: Eukaryota; Metazoa; Rotifera; Eurotatoria; Philodinida; Philodinidae
Source: the annotation of a GenBank genome assembly